Messenger RNA from Cucurbita pepo subsp. pepo (vegetable marrow), 2687 nucleotides. RefSeq names its product gibberellin 20 oxidase 1. The record is from RefSeq and is a predicted model, not a curated record. NCBI's taxonomy places the organism in Eukaryota, Viridiplantae, Streptophyta, Magnoliopsida, Cucurbitales, Cucurbitaceae.
CAAAUCCAUUCAGUUUCUUCCCCAUCAUACUCCCUUCUCAAAUCUCUCUCAAGGGGGAAUUUCUUUGAAUUGCAAGAUGGCAACCGAAACCUUAUUAUCCGCCAACUCAGACGUGAACCAGGAGACGAAAGGGGAGUACCGUGGGACAUUUGCGGGCCCCGACGAGUCAAAGGUGCCGGAGAGUUUCGUUUGGCCAGAUGAUCUUAAGGGAUCGCAGGAGGUGCCGGUGCUGCAUGUGCCACAUAUUGACAUAAAUAAGUUUAUGAGUGGCAAGGAAAGUGAUGUUGAAGAGGUGACGAGGCUGGUGGAUGAGGCUUGUAGAAAACAUGGAUUCUUUGUGGUGGUGAACCAUGGAGUUGAUAUGAAAGUAAUGGAAAGUCUUCAUGAAUGUAUGAGUGAGUUUUUCUCAAUGCCUAUGGAUGUGAAGCAAAGGGCUCAUAGGAAGUUCGGUGAGAAUUUUGGAUAUGCUUAUAGCUUCUUUGUGAGAUUCUCCUCCAAUCUUCCAUGGAAGGAAACUUUUUCCCUUCCCUGUGUUGCUGCUGGUGAAAACUCCUCCUCUGCUUAUGACUAUGUUAUUGAAAAAUUAGGCUCAUCAUUCUCCCAUCAUGGGAAGGUGUAUCAAGAUUGUGCGAAUGCAGUGAACGAUCUGGGCAUGAAGAUAUUGGAGGUUUUGGGGUUGAGCCUUGGCGUUUCAAGAGAAUACUUCAGGAAUUUCUAUGAGGACAAUGAUUCCAUAAUGAGGCUUAAUUAUUACCCACCAUGCGCGAAGCCAGAACUUGUGUUGGGAACUGGCCCUCAUUGUGAUCCCACCUCCAUAACAAUCCUUCACCAAGACAAGGUAAGUGGCUUUCAAGUGAGCGUCGAUGAUCAAUGGUAUUCAAUUCCACCAACCCCAGAUUCCUUUGUCAUCAAUAUCGGUGACACUUUCAAGUCUCUCACAAAUGGGAUUUACAAGAGCUGCGUACACAGAGCUGUAGUGAAUAGCGAGAGUGUAAGGAAAACAAUGGCUUUCUUUAUAUGUCCAAAUCAUGACAAAGUGGUGAGAGCACCGGAGGAAUUGGUGGAGAAGAAUCCACCACGAAAGUAUCCAGAUUACACAUGGGGAACGUUGCUUGAAAUUACUCAAAAGCAUUACAGACCUGAUUGCAACACUUUGGAAGCCUUAACAGAUUGGAUUCAAAAGGGAAAGCCGUUGGACAAUGGCUCCACUCUUACCGCCCCAAAAUCAAAAGAGUUUUCACUUAUGAAACCCCAAAUUCCCAAUUUACCCUUCUUGCCACCCUAUAAAUCUCCCCAACUCCCACCAAUCCAAAUCCAUUCAGUUUCCUCCCUUAUUCUCUCUUCUUUGCAUACAAUGGCUUUGAACGGCAAGGUGGCAACCGAAGCUGCUCCCUCAAACUUGAAUGAGGAGACGAAAGGGGAGUACCGUCCGCCAUUUGGGGGCUCCGACGAGUCAAAGGUGCCGGAGGAUUUCAUUUGGUCGGAAAAGUUUGAGGCGUCCGAGUUGCUGCCGGUGCUGGAUGUUCCAAAUAUUGACUUGGAAAAGUUCAUGAGUGGCGACAAAAGUUAUGUGGAAGAGGCGACAAGGCUGGUGGAUGAGGCUUGUAGACAACAUGGCAUAUUUUUUGUGGUGAACCAUGGAGUGGACAUGGAAAUGAUGGGCCGUGUUCAUGACUGUAUGAAUGAGUUCUUUACAAUGCCUUUGGAUGUGAAGCAGAGGGCUAAAAGGAGGGUAGGUGAGAGCUAUGGAUAUACUAAUAGCUUCUUUGGGAGAUUUGCGAACAAUCUUCCAUGGAAGGAAACCUUUUCCCUUCGCUGUUUGGCUGCUCAAAACUCCUCCGCUGCUCAUGACUAUGUUCUUGACACUUUAGGCUCAUCCUUCUCCCAUCAUGGGAAGGCGUAUCAAGAGUGUGGGAUAGCAUUGAACCAGCUUGGUACGAAGAUUGUGGAGCUUUUGGGGCUGAGCCUUGGCGUUUCAAGAGAAUACUUCAAGAAUUUCUAUGAGGACAACGAUUCAAUAUUGAGGCUUAAUUACUACCCACCAUGCGACAAGCCAGAGGUUGUGUUGGGAACUGGCCCUCACACUGAUCCCACCUCCGUCACACUCCUUCACCAAGACCCUGUCAGUGGCCUUCAAGUGUGCUCCAAUGAUCAAUGGUAUUCAAUUCCUCCAAACCCAGAAGCCUUUGUCAUCAACAUCGGUGACACUUUCACGUCUCUCACAAAUGGGAUUUACAAGGGCUGCAUACACCGAGCUGUAGUGAAUUCCAUGAAUGCAAGAAAAUCAUUGGCCUUCUUUCUGUGUCCAUCUCAUGACAAAGUGGUGAGAGCACCGGAGGAAUUGGUGGAGAAGAGUCCACCACGAAAGUAUCCAGAUUUUAAAUGGCCAAUGUUGCUUGAAAUGACCCAAAAGCGUUACAGACCUGAUUGCAACACUUUGGAAGCCUUCAAAACUUGGGUUCAAGAGGGAAAGGCAUUGGACAAUGGAUCUACUAUUACCGCCCCGUCUGCUUAAACCAACCGUAACUAUGUCUCCCUAUAUGUGUCAAUAAGUGGUUCUUUGAUUAUGAGCUUUCUAGGGAAGAAGAAUAUCGUGUAGCGUUCAGUCGUCUAUGUAUCUCUUCUAUGUUGCUGGACGUUGUAGAAAAAAAAAAGCUCUUUAAUAUACACAUGUUUCAUUUUACUUA